AUGACGUGGAAUUCCGGAUUGAUGCAAUAUACUGAAGCUCCCAAGGUCGAUGAGAGUAGAGUGAGGCUAACCUCCUCAUCUUUUCAAACGUUGGCGGGAAAAUCCUUAACAUCUCUCAAUCUUCUCUUCUUCACCAUGGUCUCUUCAACUCAUCUCCCUUGCGGAUGCCCACCAUCACCACCAAAGACUCCAAAACAGCCUUCAGUAAAGCUACACCUGACCUUAGCGGGGCCUGAGCCUGCCCGCGCUUGCCCCAAGGACAUCCUUAAGCUAGGAGUGUGUGCCAACCUAUUGAAUGACUUGUUGCACCUUGUUGUCGGAACCCCAUCAAAGGCACCUUGUUGCAGCCUCAUCCAGGGGCUUGCUGAUGUGGAAGCUUCUGUUUGCCUUUGCACUGCCAUCAAGGCCAAUGUUUUAGGCAUCAAUCUUAAUGUCCCCAUCUCAUUGAGCUUGCUCCUCAAUUACUGUGGAAAGAAUCUUCCUACCAGCUUCCAAUGCGCCUAGUUCCAUAUAUUGGUCACAUCAUCAUGAACUACUUGGCCUUCCACUUCUAC
Alnus glutinosa is the source of this 554-nucleotide messenger RNA. RefSeq names its product putative lipid-binding protein AIR1. The transcript has 2 exons. The coding region runs from base 1 to 504 and encodes 167 amino acids. The record is from RefSeq and is a predicted model, not a curated record. Lineage: Eukaryota; Viridiplantae; Streptophyta; Magnoliopsida; Fagales; Betulaceae.